CCCCGCAGCUGUGUCAGCCGGGUCACCUCCGAGUCGAUAUUGGUUAUGAGGCAGCCCAGCUCCGCCGAGCUGAUGUGAUGCAGCCGGGUACCGCUGAGCCGAUCACGCUCUGAGUGAUGCAUUCUGCUGGCCGAGUCGCGCGUUCUCAUCCUAAGGGGACUGCAUCGCGCUCUUCGAUAAUGGAGUUUUUCUUGUCGAUCGUGUUGGUCAGGGUCCUGGUGCUCUUCUGCUGCUCGGCGAUGGUGCGGUCCUUCUCCAAGAUAGUGUUGACCCUCACGAAGAUGGUACGAUCUCUCUUCCCGAGGGUCACCGUCACCUGACAAGAAUAUGACACCGGAGGAAUGGCCAUCGGCUGAGUGAGUGCAGCGGCCCCCUAGCAACUUACGUCGUGCAGUUCUGUGAGCGCCUUGAGGUACUUGGUCUCCCAUGGACUGAGCGACACGAUGAGGGCCAUCUGGGCAUCCCGCACCGAGGCAGCACUGCCCACUUCCACCUUGGACAGGAUCGACACCACCGUGCGGGCCGCCCAACUUCAGCUCGAGAUCGCCAAACGAAAGCUGCGCCACUGAUCAGAAGAGAACAGACAAAUAAGAACAAGCACGGGAUUGCGACUCGGGCCGGAUGCGGCGAGCACUUCGUGCGAUCCGUACCCUGGCACACUGUGGUCUGCGAGUUGACUUCGAACACGCCAAUCCGCGGCCUUCCGUGGGCGUCGCCCACGAUCUGAACAUUCUGCGGGACGCAAGACAGACCCCAUCCGACAUUCAUUCCUUUCGCCAGCCCGGCCCUUCCUGUUUUCUGCCAAUCUCACCGUCUUGUGUCCUGAAUUGUAGGCCUCCAACAGUCGGGCGCGGUUCUCCACACUGCUCUCAGGAACGGUAUGAUCGACUCCCUGAGCGGUCAACAAGACAUACGUACAUGGCCAUGGAGGCUUCCCACUCAGCCUGCCUGCCUGCCUCGCACCUCUGUCGAUAGAACUGACGACUCGGCGCAAGUCGGGAAGAAGAGAUCUGGAUGGAUUGAUGGAUGGUCAGGAAGGCGCAUGUCUCCAUCCUCAGAUGUACUGGCGCCCAACGAGUUAAUGCAGGCGCAGUUGUG
This is a messenger RNA of Vitrella brassicaformis, 1098 nucleotides long. The record is from the annotation of a GenBank genome assembly. Lineage: Eukaryota; Vitrellaceae.